GAUACGGAGGGGGAGCGAGGCCUGUGGUGCUCCUGAGAGUGCUGCGCUCGCCCGAACAGGCGCCGUGAGCUGCUCGCAGCGGGCUGGAGAGCCGCCUGUUAGCCGUUAACGUUCGGCUUUGUCACCAGGCAAAUUGCUGUCACCUUCAGAUCCUAGCAGACUUGAGGCUAAUUAAUUUAAAAUCGUUUCAGAGAGCAGCACGGAGACAGGGCACGCAGAUGGGCAGCCCGUGGUGAUCCUUCUGGGCUGGGUAGGCUGCCAGGACAGGCAUCUGGCCAAGUACAGCGCAAUGUACAGUCAGAAGGGGUGCACUGUCAUCCGCUACACAGCUCCAUGGAGGACGAUAUUCUUCGCUGAGAGCUUUGGCUUCAAAUCCCUCCACACCCCAGCCAAGAGACUCCUGGAGCUGCUCUUUGACUACAGCAUUGAGAACAGGCCGGUGCUUUUCCACGUCUUUAGCAAUGGUGGUGCCAUGCUCUACCGUUACAUCAUUGAGGCACUUCACACUCAGCAGCCCUUUAAGAACCUCAAAGUCGCAGGCACUGUUUUUGAUAGCGCCCCUGGCAGAAGGAAUUUGAGAGGAGCCCUUCGUGCCUUGGCAACUGUCCUAGCAUCCACGAACAUGCUGCUCAGGUAUCUCCUUAUGCUCACUUUUGCUACUACAGUUGUCGUGCUGCGGAUCCUGCUGUACCCACUGACUCGCUUCAUCCACGAGAGCCACUACGAUGCCCUGCUGAAGGCACCCUCCCGGUGGCCUGAGCUUUACCUCUACUCCCAGGCAGAUGCCAUCAUCAAUGCCAGUGAUGUUAAGCACAUGGCUGACGCACGGCAGCAGCUCGGUGUCUCCGUGAAGGCCGUAGACUUCACAGAUUCAGCUCACGUCAGCCACCUGCGGGUGUAUCCCACCUACUACAGCACCCUCUGUACGACUUUCCUGUCUGACUGCGUCAGGGCUUUGCCUCGUUAGUGGUGUAACGGCCUCCCUUAUUUGCCUCUGCUUUGCUCAGAUUCUGUGGGGAAUGCCAUCCCCUUUGCCUUUAUGUCAUUGAAGGGAGGAAAGCAGAGACUUUGUGCUUUUUUUUUCCCCAUCAGUUACAAGUCUGAAAGCCUCCUUGAGCCAGCCACAACAUAGCAAAAAGUAGAUCUGGAGUAAUUUAAAGAACUGAAAGUGCUGCAGUCUGAGCCCUGAGGUGUUACGGACCACAGUUUCACAUGGAGUGUUGCUUGUUUCCUCCUGUCUUGUGGUGUUCUCCAUGUCUGUGUGUCCUUGUCCAAUGUGCAUGUUCUGUGGCCUUGUACUGAUUCUACAAUACAGCUCUGCAGUGUCUUUGUUUUUUUCCCCUCUCUGCUGUUUCUUUCAUUUUGCAUCGAGCAAACAGAAGUAGAUCUACAAGAUUUCCCUCAUCUCUUGGCAUUGUCUGGUUCCAUCAAAGCUCUGAGAGCAGCCAAAGCACUGAUUCCCUCGCCCUGGAGCAGACCUCAAAUGUUUGUGGUAACUUUUGUGUUCUUGAACCAAAAAAAAAAAAUUUGUUAACCUUA
This is a messenger RNA of Meleagris gallopavo (turkey), 1539 nucleotides long. NCBI's taxonomy places the organism in Eukaryota, Metazoa, Chordata, Aves, Galliformes, Phasianidae. The record is from RefSeq and is a predicted model, not a curated record.